GACGCGCCUACAUUUGGUGCUCGCCGCGCACGUCUGCUUUCGACCUGUCCGCGUCGACGAGCUCUGUCUUCACCAGUUAACUCGAAUUCGCUUCUGAAAUGCCAAGUAAGAAUGGAGCCGGUCUGCAAAGUACUCAGACAAAGUAUAGGACGGACACGGAGCCAUCUUUAAAAAGAAGAAAGCUUGGCCCAUCGGGGUCGCAGUCCACGCAGCAGUCGUCGUUUGCGGAUGUCUUGGAGCAGCUCACAAUCGAACAGUCACAGAAUGGCGCUGUGUCCGAAGGAGGUGCCGACUGCUGGUCGCGUCCUUCAUUAAAGCCCAUUAAUGAGAAGAGAGAUACUAUCAUAUUCCAACAGAUUGAUAUCGAGGAGGGCACAGAUUAUAGCAACGGAAACAUAAUACUGCGGAUGUUUGGUGUGACCGAGGAUGGCCAUAGCGUCAUGGCAAAUGUAACAGAUUUCCCCCCUUAUUUCUACGUACCCGUUCCUCGAGGAUUCGAUGCAUCUGAUUCGGGCCCGCUCACGGAGGCACUAAACAAAGCCUCGGGGGGUAAUUAUGUCCGCAAAAUUGAAAUCGUUAUGAAGCGCUCUCUAUGGGGGUACCGAGGAGACGAUUGGAUUCCAUUCAUGAAGCUCACGACAUCAGAAGCUAGGUCACUUCCCAAAGUCCGAGGUUUAUUCGAAAGGGGCGAAUGUCAAUUCCGGGACUUCUUCCCAUUGGGGCAGCCAUAUCCUACGUUCGAGAGUAAUGUUCCAUAUGUACUUCGCUUCAUGAUUGAUACGAAGGUGGUUGGUAUGAACUGGAUCGAGAUUCCGGCGGGGAAGUAUAAGCUCGUGUCGGAGGGGAGAAAGUCUACUUGUCAAAUUGAAUUGAGUAUGAGAUACGACGCCUUCAUCUCUCACUCUCCAGAAGGAGACUGGCAAAAGAUCGCCCCGUUGCGAAUUCUCAGUUUCGAUAUCGAGUGUGCCGGACGAAAGGGCAUCUUUCCCGAGGCAAACGUCGACCCCGUCAUUCAGAUAGCCAAUAUGGUUACUCGUCAAGGCGAGAGCCAGCCAUUUAUUCGCAAUGUCUUUACAUUGAAGAGCUGUUCACACAUCGUCGGCUCUCAAGUACUAUCUUUCGAAGACGAAGACGAAAUGUUGCAGGCUUGGAGGGAUUUCAUCGAGGAAGCGGACCCAGAUCUUGUGAUUGGCUACAACAUGACGAACUUCGAUUUUCCGUACCUCAUGGACAGGGCUAAGCAUCUUAAAAUGAACAAGUUCCCGUAUCUUGGUAGGCUCAGAGGAGUCAAGACGCAAGUCAAGGACACCCAUUUCUCCUCGAAGGCUUAUGGGCAACGCGAUUCCAAGGACACCGUCCUCGAAGGUCGCUUACAGCUUGACGUCCUCCAGUUUAUGCAACGCGAGCACAAGUUGCGCAGCUACACUCUCAACUCAGUCUGUGCAAAAUUCCUUGGCGAACAAAAGGAAGACGUGCAUCACUCUGUUAUUACAGAGCUGCAACUUGGGACUCCGGAGUCUAGGCGGCGACUUGCAGUGUACUGCUUGAAGGAUGCCUACCUCCCACAAAGGCUGCUAGAUAAGCUCAUGUGCUUUGUGAACUACGUUGAAAUGGCUCGCGUUACUGGUGUCCCCUUCAAUUACCUGUUGUCGCGUGGACAGUCCAUCAAGGUUCUUUCCCAAUUAUUCCGUAAGGCCAACGAAGAAGGGUAUGUUGUACCGUCUCUCAAAGGUGAAGGCACAGACGAGCAGUACGAGGGUGCCACCGUUAUCGAGCCGAAGAAGGGAUACUACGAUUCCCCAAUCGCGACCCUCGAUUUCAGUUCGCUGUAUCCUUCGAUCAUGAUGGCCCACAAUUUAUGUUACACCACCCUCUUGGACAAGGCGACAAUCGACCGAUUGAAUCUCGUCAAAGACGUAGAUUACAUCCAGACCCCUAACAACGAUUUCUUCGCCACGAAAGCGAGGAGAAAGGGACUGCUACCCACUGUAUUGGAAGACCUAAUCGGUGCCCGAAAACGUGCCAAAGCUGACCUUAAGAAAGAAACUGACCCUUUCAAACGCGCUGUGCUAGACGGUCGGCAACUUGCCCUCAAAAUCAGUGCAAACUCUGUGUAUGGAUUCACUGGUGCGACCAUUGGCAAGUUGCCCUGUCUUCCUAUCUCGUCUAGCGUUACCUCGUACGGCCGGCAAAUGAUCGAGAGAACCAAACAGGAAGUCGAAGCUGAAUUUUGUAUCUCAAAUGGACAUUCGCACAAUGCAGAGGUUAUCUACGGUGACACUGAUUCGGUCAUGGUGAAAUUUGGUCCAACAGAGUUGAAGGCAGUUAUGGAUCUUGGGAGUCAGGCAGCUGAGUUCGUCACUGCCAAAUUUGUGAAGCCGAUCAAACUCGAGUUCGAGAAAGUAUAUUUCCCAUAUCUGCUUAUUAGCAAAAAGCGAUAUGCAGGACUGUACUGGACCAAACCGGAGAAGUACGACAAGAUGGACUCGAAGGGUAUUGAAACUGUUAGACGCGACAACUGUCGGCUGGUGCAGACGGUUAUUGAGACAUGUCUGCAUAAGAUGCUCAUCGAUCGCGAUGUCCAGGGUGCUGAAGAGUACACGAAGCGUAUCAUAUCCGACCUUCUGCAGAACAAGGUGGAUAUGUCGCAACUCGUGAUUACCAAAGCACUUGCGAAAUCAGACUACGCUGCAAAGCAAGCUCACGUUGAGCUGGCGGAGCGGAUGCGACAACGAGAUGCGGGAUCUGCGCCCGCGCUCGGUGACCGUGUGGCAUAUGUUAUCGUCAAAGGCAUCAAAGGUGCUGCCGCGUAUGAAAAGUCCGAAGACCCCUUGUACGUUCUGGAAAACAACAUUCCUAUCGAUACCAAGUACUAUUUGGAGAAUCAGCUCGCAAAGCCAUUGAUGAGAAUAUUUGAGCCUAUCCUUGGUGAGAAGGCGAACUCACUAUUAUCGGGUGGCCAUACAAGAUCCAUUGCUAUAGCAACACCCUCCGUCGGUGGCCUGAUGAAAUUCGCAGUCAAAACGGCGAUUUGUCUUGGCUGUAAAACACCUCUGCGUCCUAAUAACAGCGUGCCGAAUGGUGCGGUCUGCAACAACUGUCGACCGAGGAUUGGCGAACUGUAUAGAAAGCAAGUUUCCUUUGCUUCCGAACAACAAAUACGAUUUUCACGACUUUGGACACAAUGCCAACGUUGUCAGGGAUCCUUGCAUCAGGACGUGUUAUGUAGUAGUAAAGACUGUCCGAUAUUCUACAUGCGAAAGAAGGCGCAAAAGGAUGUCGAAGACGCGAAUGCGAUCAUGGAGCGAUUCGAUGCAGACUUGUGGUAGUCUGUUUUUUACGUGCCUCUGGCACAUGUCAUCUCUGCUUGCAUACCCAUUGUAGUUUGGUUCCUCUGAUCGUAUUUCUGUAGCACGUUCGCAUAUAACAGUCAC
Messenger RNA from Pisolithus orientalis, 3434 nucleotides. RefSeq names its product DNA polymerase family B-domain-containing protein. Gene Ontology annotation, cellular component: delta DNA polymerase complex. Gene Ontology annotation, molecular function: DNA-directed DNA polymerase activity; nucleotide binding; 3'-5'-DNA exonuclease activity. Lineage: Eukaryota; Fungi; Basidiomycota; Agaricomycetes; Boletales; Pisolithaceae. Bases 99 to 3329 code for a protein of 1076 amino acids. The record is from RefSeq and is a predicted model, not a curated record. The transcript has 23 exons. Gene Ontology annotation, biological process: nucleotide-excision repair, DNA gap filling; DNA-templated DNA replication; base-excision repair, gap-filling.